Ananas comosus (pineapple) is the source of this 384-nucleotide messenger RNA. Its product is annotated as photosystem II reaction center X protein-like. Gene Ontology annotation, cellular component: photosystem II; membrane. The transcript has a single exon. The record is from RefSeq and is a predicted model, not a curated record. NCBI's taxonomy places the organism in Eukaryota, Viridiplantae, Streptophyta, Magnoliopsida, Poales, Bromeliaceae. Gene Ontology annotation, biological process: photosynthesis. Bases 1 to 222 code for a protein of 73 amino acids.
AUGGUAUUUGAAGUUUACCCNAGGGAGUGGGCGGCGGGGAUGGUGGCGGCGGCGGCGGCGGCGGCGCUGGUGAUACCGGAGGUGGCGGAGGCGGCGCAGCCGGGGAUAUCGCCGUCGCUGAAGAACUUCCUGCUGAGCAUCGUGGCCGGCGGCGUCGUGCUCGGCGUGCUGGUCGGCGCCGUCAUCGCCGUCGCCAACUUCGACCCCGUCAAGCGGACCUAGACCUCCUGAUCUCAUGCACCGACUCGUCAUCACCACCACCACCACUCCGCUCCCCCUCUCCUCUCUCCUCCUCCUCCUCUCAAAUUGUUCGGAUUCGAUGUGUAAUUUGUGUAAGCUAUUUUGGACCCUUUUGUAAAAUGCUGUUUCAUUGUUUCAUCUUCA